GAAGAAGAAAACAUUUAUUUGCGCGUUAAUUUCAUUAUGUUAAUGUGUGAGUGUGUGUGUACUCGAGCGAGCGAGUAGUAAUCUUUUUCGACUACCCGAAAAACCUGACUGUACCCAAGAAAGAAAAUUUGCUAUUUGAUACUUCCAACAAUACCGAUUAUUCCGAUUAUACUCAAUAAAUAAACCAAAACAAAUCCGCGCCGAAUUAUUGUAUCCUUUAAAUAGGAAAACAAUACUCCCUACUACGGAAACAAAGAAAAUUGGAAAAUUUGUGCCAUAUACUACUCUAUUCGCCUUCGUCAUUGGCUGAUACACAAACCUAUAAAUAUUUUAGAACAACGAGUCAAAGGAUAAACAGUUUAUGAUGGAUGAGGAAACAAUGCAAGCUACCGCUUCUCUUGAUCAGACAGCUUACGAUGAGGAUGAACACAAUGGACGGUCAAGUGCCGAUAUCACGGGUGAACGCAAAGAACGCCGUGGAGCUAGUUACGUGUGGAGUUAUUGUGAAAAACUAUCUCGUCACACUAUACGUUGCAAAUUGUGCACCAAAGUUAUGUCGUUUCAUGGCACGGCAAAUGUCAUUACACACUUGCAAAGACGACACAAUGUACUUGGGGAACCUGGCUCUCAGUUACAUAAUAAAAUUGAUUCCAUGCAAACAACAAGCAACAUAGAUAAUGGUGUCAACUAUGGCAAUGCCAUGAAUAGUGUUAAGAGAGUUCAGCGUAAAUCUAUGAAUUCUGCCAGCGUCGUAUGGAAGUAUUGCACACGCAUUAGUUCGGAUCAAGUACGUUGUUGUUUUUGCAAGAAAAAUCUCUCCUACCAAGGAACAUCAAAUUUGCAAAGACAUCUGCAUCGCAUGCAUGGAGUAGUUACACAUAGUCGUAAUAAUAAAUCGGCCGAAGAGUAUGAUUCGGUACGAGAGGAAAGCUUUAAAUUGCCCGCCAAUACAGAUUUCAUAUGGCAAUUUUGUACACAAAUUGAAGACAAUCCACCAAGGACCAAGUGUAAUAUGUGCGAUGGUAUAUUUGAAGCCAAAGAUACCGAGGCAAUAGUCAAACAUUUGGCUUUAAUACAUUCUUUGGAAACGAAUCCUGAUGGUGAUGGGGAGUCGAAAAAUGUAAUGAGAUCCAGGAAACGUCCAAGACAUAUGGACUUUGAAAAUAGCGACGAUGGCAACCUUGAUGAUUACUAUAACGAUGCAAAAUGGACUAAAAUGGAUGACAAUGAAACUCAACAAUUGUCUUCGGAGUUUGAUGAAGCCAAUAUUAAAAAAGAUGAGUCUCUCUACGAUGAGCUGAUCGAAGAGGAUCAUAAUAAUUAUGAUGAAGAACCUUUUGAUCCAAGUUUGGUGCAGGAUAUGCCACAAACAAAUCCCUUAUCACCUCAAUCAUCGAGUAACAAUUCUCCCAAUGAACAACAAGCUUUGACUUAUACCCAAUCAAAUUGCCCUGUUGCCAUUCCUAAUGUGCUGCCUCAACUAGAUAUAAAAGUACUGCAAAAACUACAGGAAGAUCGUUUGCGUAUGGAAACAGAAUAUUUUCGCGAAAAGGCUGGAUUUUAUCGUAUGCAGAAGUAUUUGACGGCUCUACAAGCAAAAAAGACUCGCUUCGAAUUGGAACGAUUAAGUCACGGCGAAGAAGCUACAGUUGUAACUGCAGCCGAUUUGAAUGGAGCCUAUGCUGUAGAGGUGGCAUUACCUGAACACCAUAUUACUACACAAUAAUUAUUGCGAUGAACUCUUCUGUUUUAUUACUAUGACAUUACGUAGUAUGUAAUAUUAGUAAAUAUGAUAAAAAUCUAUAUUGUAUUAAAUUCUGUAUUCAGGAGUCGUAAUUUUAUUUAAAUUAACAUAACUUAUAGGUUCGUUCGUACGCCUGCAAAAAUAUAUAAAUUAAAACGA
This is a messenger RNA of Stomoxys calcitrans (stable fly), 1903 nucleotides long. RefSeq lists its product as uncharacterized. Gene Ontology annotation, molecular function: DNA binding. NCBI's taxonomy places the organism in Eukaryota, Metazoa, Arthropoda, Insecta, Diptera, Muscidae. The record is from RefSeq and is a predicted model, not a curated record. The coding region runs from base 362 to 1726 and encodes 454 amino acids. The transcript has 4 exons.